Messenger RNA from Tinamus guttatus (white-throated tinamou), 3473 nucleotides. It is a transcript of the gene HEPH, whose product is annotated as hephaestin. Lineage: Eukaryota; Metazoa; Chordata; Aves; Tinamiformes; Tinamidae. The record is from RefSeq and is a predicted model, not a curated record. Gene Ontology annotation, biological process: iron ion transport. Gene Ontology annotation, cellular component: plasma membrane. Gene Ontology annotation, molecular function: copper ion binding; ferroxidase activity.
AUGAUGGGAUUGCUUUGGUGGCUGUCGUUUUAUAUCCCUUUGCUAUCGCCCGCUCUUGCUGGAGGUGUCACCCGAGUCUAUUACUUGGGGAUCCGUGAGGUGGACUGGAACUAUGCUCCAUCGGGAAGGAAUGUACUUGCUAAUCAAAGCAUUGAACAUGACGUCAAGGCUUCAGUGUUCCUCCAGCCUGGCACAGACCGAGUGGGAGGCAUGUACAGGAAAUCUGUCUAUAAGCAAUACACAGACUCCACGUAUACCACUGAGAUUCCCAAACCUGCCUGGCUGGGGUUUCUCGGGCCCAUCAUCCGAGCAGAAGUGGGGGAUACCAUUAAAGUACAUCUAAAAAAUUUUGCUAGUCGGCCAUACACGAUCCAUCCUCAUGGUGUUUUCUAUGAGAAGGACUCUGAAGGAUCCCUGUAUCCCGAUAUGUCCCCCCAGGAUCAGAAGAAGGAUGAUGCUGUUUUCCCAGGAGGGAAUUACACCUAUACUUGGACUGUCCCUGAAGAUCACAGCCCAACUGCUGAUGACCCAAACUGCUUGACCUGGAUCUACCAUUCUCAUAUUGAUGCACCAAAGGAUAUUGCAUCUGGAUUAAUUGGGCCAUUGUUAACAUGCAAGAAAGGGAUACUUACUGGCAAUUCUCAAAGACGCCGGGAUGUGGACAUGGAUUUCUUUCUGAUGUUCAGUGUGGUGGAUGAGAACCUAAGCUGGUACCUGGAUGAGAACAUAGCAUCAUUCUGUACAGAUCCAGGCUCUGUAGACAAAGAUGAUGAGGAAUUCCAAGAAAGCAACAAGAUGCACGCUAUUAACGGCUACGUCUUUGGGAACCUCCCUGAGAUGACGAUGUGUGCUGGGGAUUAUGUUGCAUGGCACCUCUUUGGAAUGGGCAAUGAAAUCGAUGUUCACACAGCCUACUUCCAUGGAGAGACACUCAUCAUCAGAGGCCACAGGACAGAUGUGGCCAGCCUAUUCCCAGCCACUUUUGUCACGGCAGAUAUGAUUCCCAGUAACCCUGGGAGGUGGUUGCUGAGCUGCCAGGUCAAUGAUCACAUACAAGCUGGAAUGGGGGCACUCUAUGAAGUCCGACCUUGUUCUCGGCAAGCUCCAAAAUCCACCCUCAGUGGGAGAAUUCGGAAAUACUACAUAGCUGCGAAGGAAGUGCAGUGGGACUACGGACCCUCCAGACUGGACCAAAGCAGUGGGAAACAGCUGACUGAGGCAGGCAGCCCUUCUGAACAGUUUUUCAAGCGUAGCCCUGACCGAAUUGGGGGAGUUUAUUGGAAGGCCAAGUAUGUGGAAUAUACUGAUGAGACCUUCCGUGAGGAAAAAAAGCAAUCGGAAGAAGAGAAACAUCUUGGGAUACUUGGUCCAGUGAUAAAAGCUGAAGUUGGAGAUACCAUCGUGGUGACAUUUGUUAACAAAGCCUCCUGGCCCUUCAGCAUCCAGCCUCAUGGAGUGUCCUACAGGAAGGAGUGGGAAGGGAUGUGGUACCAUGAUGGUGUGUCACAGAAUGGGUUUUCUGUUGAGCCUCUGCAUAACUUUACCUACCGGUGGACGGUACCACAGCACGUUGCACCCACACCUAGUGACCCUCCCUGCCUGACCUGGAUGUAUAGCUCUGCUGUGAAUCCUGUCAGAGACCCCAGCUCGGGCUUGGUGGGCCCUCUGGUGGUCUGCAAGCCUGGGACUCUGGAUGAAAACAACAAGCAGAAAGGGAUCGACAAAGAAUUUUACCUUCUCUUCAGUGUGUUUGAUGAGAAUAUCAGCUGGUAUUUAAAUGCAAACAUAAAAUACUAUUUGAGGAUGGAAGAGACUUCAGUGAAAAAGGAUAAUGGCUUCACGGAAUCGAACAGGAUGCAUGCCAUCAAUGGGUUUAUGUUUGGUAACUUGCCUGGGCUGGAUGUGUGUGAAGGAGACAACGUGUCCUGGCACCUGCUGGGCUUGGGCACUGAAGCGGAUGUGCACGGAGCUGUGUUUCAAGGCAACACCCUGCGGAUGAACGGGAUGCAGAGGGAUUCCACCAACCUGUUCCCCCACACAUUUGCUACGGCCUUUAUGCAACCCGAUAACAAAGGGAUUUUUGAGAUCUACUGUCAAACGAGCAAUCACUACCAGGCCGGGAUGAGGGGACGCUACUCUGUUUCCAAGUGCGACCAAACGGCCCCUGCUCCUGCCCGCCGCUACCAGGGCGUGCGGACCUACUACGUGAUGGCCGAGGAGGUGGAGUGGGACUACGCGCCCGACCGCGGCUGGGAGCGCGAGCGGCACCACGGCUCCGCGCACAGCUAUUCCAAUGUGUUCUUGAGCAAUGAAAAUGGACUGCUUGGUUCCAAGUACAAGAAAGCAGUUUAUAGGGAAUAUACUGAUGGGACAUUCCAGACCCCGAAGGCCAGGAUAAAUGGUGAUGAACAUCUAGGGAUCCUGGGCCCUUUUAUGUGGUCAGAAGUAGGAGAUAUUCUCAAUAUUGUGUUCAAGAACAAUGCUACACGACCAUACUCCAUCCAUGCACAUGGAGUACUGGAAAAGGAGACAGGAGAGCCACAAGCAGCAAACCCUGGUGACAUUGUGACGUACAGAUGGGAAGUUCCUGAGAGAUCUGGUCCAGGGCCGAAUGAUUCAGCCUGUGUCCCUUGGAUCUACUACUCCAUGGUGGACCCCAUAAAGGAUAUGUACAGCGGUCUGAUUGGACCCCUGAAGAUCUGCCGGAAAGGUGUGCUGCAAUCCGAUGGGAUUAGGAAGGAGGUACAGAGGGAGUUUGCCCUACUGUUCCUGGUGUUUGAUGAAAAUCAAUCCUGGUACUUGGAGGAGAAUGUGGAACGUUACAGUCGUGGGAAUCACAGAGAAAUCAACCUGCUGGAUGACGUGUUUGUGGAAAGCAACAAAAUGCAUGCAAUCAAUGGGAGGCUCUAUGCAAACUUGCCUGGACUGACCAUGUUCCAAGGAGAGUGGGUGAACUGGUACCUGCUGGGAAUGGGUCAGGAGAUUGAUGUCCACACAGUCCAUUUUCAUGCUGAGACCUUCACAUACAAGAAUGGCAAAGGCUACAGAGCAGAUGUUGUGGAUCUAUUCCCUGGGACCUUUGAAAUGGUGGAGAUGUUGCCUGGGAACCCUGGGACGUGGCUGCUUCAUUGUCACGUCUCUGAUCAUAUUCAUGCUGGCAUGGAGAUACUCUUCCAUGUCUUGCCCAAACCAGAGCCAGCAGCUGAAGUCCUGAGCUACACUGAAGAGACGCCGCCUGAGGAUGAGUCCCAGAAGGUCAUGCUGUUUGGAGCUAAGAUGGCUCCAGAGCAUGUGGAAGCCACAGUCAUCAUUCUAGCUGUUGCAGGAAUAGUGCUCUUCCUGGUUGCCAGUCUCCUCCUGGGAAUGGUCAUCCAUCUCGAGAGGCAAAAGAGGUUAAGGCGCAAUAGGAGGUCCAUUCUGGAUGAUGGAUUCAAACUCAUGUCUAAAAAGAAUCAGGGGAUAUAAGACCCAUG